Messenger RNA from Kwoniella mangroviensis CBS 8507, 1179 nucleotides. RefSeq lists its product as uncharacterized. The record is from RefSeq and is a predicted model, not a curated record. Lineage: Eukaryota; Fungi; Basidiomycota; Tremellomycetes; Tremellales; Cryptococcaceae. The transcript has 2 exons. Bases 1 to 1179 code for a protein of 392 amino acids.
AUGUCACGGAGAUCGGAACGGAUCCGCUCACGAGAGCCAACCUCCACUCCACCCCCGGUCCUAUUGGCAACUCAGCCGGAGGAAGUCAAUGAAAGCAGGCGAGAAGGUCUGGAAGCCCUCUCGGAGGAAGGAUUGGUUAGCUCAGGUGAAGAGGAUGAGGAGGACGCAGGAGGUAGGAAGGGGAAGAAGAAGAAUGGGAAGAAGAAGCGGACGGAAGCACAGACGGAGGAAGAUCCCAACCAGCUCAAGUGCCCGGUGUGUCUGAAGAAGGCUCCGAAGAAGUUUCACCAACAUCUUCUCCUCAGCCACCCUGAUCAUCACUACACCCCUCAGGAGCUUGCCAGGACAGAGUUCUCGGCGUGCGGAUGUGGGAAACCGGUCAAAGGUAGGAGAGGUUUCACUCAACACCGGACCACCUCGGGCUGUACAGCAAGGAUUGUCGAUCCUCGCUUGGGUGCAGUGGGCGCUUCUGAACCGACUGCUACCAAGAAGGCCACGUCAUCAUCGAAUCGCACUACUACCGAUCCUACAAACAUCGCACCCCGAGAACGAUCGAACGAUCAGUCGACUAGCCAACCUACGAGCGGCAACUGGAUGCCAAGGACCGACAGGGCCAGAUUGGCUUCGAAGUCCCCUGCCACCCAGCUGCUUACCGAAGUCGAAAUCGAGGCACGUCAUAGGCGGUUCCUCAGCCUUUCCUGCCUCCCAACUACCUACAAACGUCUCCAUCCUUCCGUCGCUACCGCCUUCAAAAACAAAGCUGGACAGUUAGCAGCAGAGUUCAAUGCUGAACCCAGUGAAGAGUCUCUCUUCCAUAUUCUAGCCCUCCCAAAGAUAGCCUUAGCGCAUGGUUUGAGAUCCGGUAGACUUCAGGCGAUCCGUCUCAUUGCUGAGUUCCCAGCUGUUCAAUGGCCUCAACCUCAUACCACUACCCGUGCUAAUCGUUCACGCGCGGAGGUGGCUGUCAGACAUCUCGAGUCUGGCAGGGUUGGUCAAGCUGCUCGUGCUCUGGAAGACAAUGGUCAAAUAGCUCCGGUCACGGACGAGGUCAUCAAGGCCUUGCGAGAAAAACAUCCAGACGGCCCUCCCGAACCAUUCUCCACACCUGGAUCUAGGCAUGACACCUUCCCGGUUGCUCCUGAAGAUGAUACGGCUGGACAGUCUCACUCCUCAAGCUAG